CCAAUGAAAACACAGCAUUUAAAAUCAGAAUAUUACAUCAGACCAAUAAAAACAUUUAAUACAGAAAUGUGGGAUUAAUGAGAAGUAUGUUUAAUACCUGCUGAAAGGUUGUUAUUUUCUAAAGGUUCUAAUCUGACAAACGGGCCUGAUCAGAACCAGAUUCUAAUGUGUUAAAUAUGACUGUAUAUAUAUGUUAGAAUGGUAAAUGGACUGAAUUUAUAUAGAACUGUUCUACUCAUACCGACCACUCAAAGCUCUUUACACCAGAACCACGUUCACCCAGUCACACUCACUAACUCACACAUUCAUUCAGCGACACGCAGAUCGGUAGCAACCUGGGGUUAAGUGCCUUGCUCAGGGGCACAUUGACAUGAGGAAGCUGGAAUCAAACCCACAACUCUCAGGUUUCCAGAUGACUGGUCUACCUACUGGACCACAGUUAACCCCAAGAACAGGUCAAAGGUCCUCCAGUGACGAUAUCUACUGUUUACUGUAUGUUCACCUGACCUCCAUCUGGCCCAGCAGGCCCAGCAGAGAGAAACCAACAUCAGAACCAUGAAGAUUGUGGAGAAGAAGUCUCACUUUAACAUCAGCUGUAGGUGUUUGUCUGGUUCUGCUGCAUUUCUGGGUCAAACAUGUUUUCUUCAUUCAGUGAAGUAACUGGAGGUGGGGAGAGGAACCAGAAAUGUUCUCCAGUAAGAGUAGCGUUCCUUCAGAAUAAUAACCUCUGGUGGAGCUGCCAUGAGUUAGUGUUUGAUGUGAAGGUGGAUCCAGUGUCUGCAGAUGAGAAGGUAGUGAAGCCCGUGGUGAGCGUGUACCCAGCAGCAUCCAGAGCCCACCUGGAGGGGAAGAGCUCCCUGCUGUGUCUGGCCUCAGACAUGUUUCCUCCUCUGGUCCAGAUCUCCUGGAAAAGACAGAAGAAGGACGGUGAUCUGGAGAAUCUGCCCCCUGUUGAGGGAGAGCAGCUGGAGCUCAGAGAGUCGGGUCGCACCGCCUCCAUCUUACUGGUGGAUCGGAAUCCUUUCUACACUAAGAGAUACCACUGCUCUGUCAACCAUGAGGGGGGCAGAGUGGAGGCCCAAAGAUUACAAGAGGUUCAUCCCUGGAUUCUGGUGGCCCCGUUCCGAGUGAAGCUGCUCUGCCUGCUCUACACGGUGCUGAUAGUGAAGAGUCUGGUGUACUGCUGUGGACUCUCUCUGCUGAUGAUGCUCAGAACCAAGGGACCGUCCACCAUCUGAACACCUGCUGCUCACUGUUUUCUCUCCAACCUUUCUUCCACUCAUCAAUAAAACAUCACUUGUGCUGUUGUUUAUUUGGCUUUCAAACUUUGUGGUUGUUUGCAUGUUUCUUUCAUGCAGUGUAAUUUGUAAUAUGUAUUUUCUUUGUAGCUUGAUGUUUCUAUGAUUAUUUUUACGAGCUUGCGUUUCUUUGUUAUUUCUCAAAAAGAAACAGGACGGCCAUUUUCAUUUUAGUGUAACUCAGCUAAGUUGAAAUAAUUCAUGUUUUUUCGAAACAACUGAAAAAAAGCACAUAAACUCUGCUUGUGGCUUUUUUUAAAUAGGCAAUAACAUGAUUCACUCACACAUUGCUCAGUAUAU
Messenger RNA from Girardinichthys multiradiatus, 1598 nucleotides. RefSeq lists its product as uncharacterized. The transcript has 3 exons. Lineage: Eukaryota; Metazoa; Chordata; Actinopteri; Cyprinodontiformes; Goodeidae. The record is from RefSeq and is a predicted model, not a curated record. The coding region runs from base 636 to 1238 and encodes 200 amino acids.